Molecule: messenger RNA, 1806 nt
Organism: Microdochium trichocladiopsis
Lineage: Eukaryota; Fungi; Ascomycota; Sordariomycetes; Xylariales; Microdochiaceae
Exons: 5
Coding region: 179-1447 (422 amino acids)
Cellular component (GO): nucleus
Molecular function (GO): metal ion binding
Source: RefSeq, a predicted model, not a curated record
CCAAACAUCACUUUUGCCCUCCUCUAGCAGACAACUGAGCACAACGAUAACCACGACCUCGAGAGAUUUCAGACUUAUCGCCAACACUCGCAGGCCUUCAGGCAAUUCUCCUUGAGGAUCAUAAAGCAACUUUCCGACCUCGCGCACCACCCCGCCGUCGUUCAGCCCUACCAGCAGUAUGCCUACACCAGAGGACGAAGAGUUGAUGGCCAGGAUCAGCAACCUCUCCAGCAAAAUCAACCGGCACAAAGCUCGACACACGACCCCAAGCUACCCUACAGCGACAUACAGCCGACACGCGCCCUACCCAACACGUGGUUACCCUCGUGGGGGAGGGUACCGGCCUCAGCCAACAUAUCGGAAUAAGACUCUGGUGUUGAAUGGGCAAUCUCAACCCUCGACUCCAAAUGGGACGUCGGACUCUUCUGGCGCUCCUUCUCCGGGCCCCUCGUGGAUCACAAAGACCGAUCGUCAUUUGCAACUCAUCAACAGCUCGGUCUACGAGAAGGAAUCGCAGACUCGUAACAGCGCUAUAGAAGAAACGCAGCGACAAAAGCAGCUGACCAGGGACAGUCGGGAGAAGGCCCGGCUUGUCAGUCAUGCAGCCAAGGUGGGCAGACAGAUAACCCACGCUGCCUCAAGCGCCCCUUCGACAACAUCUAGUUACGAGAUUGUGGUCGAGGGGAUCCGCUUCUUCGUCUCUAAAGGUGGCGACAAACUCGUCAAAGCGCCCGGUGACAUCAACCCACCCUCCGCAACACCCAAGACCACACACAUCGGUGGCGUCAAGUUCUACCGCACACGCAACGGCAAUCUCGUGCGGCACGGUGUGAUCAAAGCCAAACAGAUGGCUGGCGGCAUCAAGAAGGUCGACGAGCAGUGCAAGACCUUCUCAUGGAACGGUUCUUGUCCGAAGGGAGCGAACUGCCGGUAUCAGCAUGACGCCACCAAGGUCGCAAUAUGCAGAAACUGGCUGCUCAAGGGCGAAUGUGCAAACGGCGAUAAUUGUGACCUUUAUCACGAGCUAACCGAGGAGCGAACCCCUCUGUGCCUGCACUUUGCCAAAGGCAAGUGCAACAAGCCGGACUGUUCCUUCGUCCACGCAGAUCACGCUGGCAGCGAUCCCGUCUGCCGAGCAUUUGGGUUUUGCGGAUACUGCGCCAACGGCGCCAAGUGCCCUGAUCGACAUGUGUUUGAGUGUCCAGACUUCAGCAAUAAUGGUACUUGCCAUAUCAAGGGGUGCAAGCGGCGCCACAUUGAGCGGGCGAGCAUGCUUCGCAAGCGUCAACGUGGAUCGUCUGAGGAGAUGGAAGAUCUCACGAGCGAUGACGAUGACCUUGCUGCCGAUAGCGACGACUAUGACUCGGAAGAGGUUGAAGAAUUCAUUGGCAAGGGCGACGCGGACGAUGUGUCGUUUAUUGACCAGAAUGACUUUAUCGGCUUCUGAUGGGCUCAUUGAUGUCACACUGAUCACUUCUAGGAUAACAUCUGUCAUCGACUUUCGGGGUCGUGCUGCUCCAAGGCCUGUCGCCCGCACCACGGCUUUGUGGUCAGCGGCGAGCAGUGGCUUUAUGAGCAUGCCACCAUUACCCCAUUCUUGCUUGCGCACCAUCGUGAUACCCAAAGGACUGCAUGUCUUUCGAUAAAGCAUAGAGAUACAUUGCCGCGAGCAAUUGUCUUGUACGAAUAACAAGAAAAGGAAAGAGAGGCUCAAGAGCCGAGGGUUGCAUUGGAGACCACCAAUCAGCAAGACAGGUAGCGAAAUAGAAAGAAAGAAUGAAAAGAAGUUAUAUUUUUUUUUUCGAA